Molecule: messenger RNA, 1377 nt
Organism: Rotaria sp. Silwood1
Lineage: Eukaryota; Metazoa; Rotifera; Eurotatoria; Philodinida; Philodinidae
Source: the annotation of a GenBank genome assembly
AUGACGACCAGUACACAAAAAGGAGAAGUGUAUAAAUCCCGUCUUCAAUUCGUUGAUACUAAACGACCGAAAAGUUAUCGUAAUCUGAAUAAUUCAUCACUGAUAGGCUUUGGAUCAGAUAUAUCGUAUACAUCAUCAAAACAAUCGCAAUCUGCGGUCUACAAUGGCACCGGUGUGAACGAUCCUGGAUAUAGCACAGGCUAUGUUGGCAAAGCAUUGAGUUUGAAUGGCUCACAAUAUGUAACGACGCCAUUUAUCAAUUUCGCUAAUUCAAGUUUCACCGUCGAAGCCUGGAUUCAACCAGUGACAUUGGUUAUAAAUGGACCAGAUUAUGCCGUAUUUGGGGAAUGUGAUCUUAGCGGUGCUGCAAAAGAUAAUUGUAUGCAUUUAAUUCUGAGAAAUUUCAAUCCAUAUAGUAUAUAUAUGGGAUUUUGGGUCGAUGAUCUUGUGAGUCGAACAACAUUGCCAGCUAGUCUCGCAGGCACUUGGUUGCAUGUGGCAUUUGUUUAUGAUUUUUCCAUUAAACAACAAAAUAUCUAUCGCAAUGGUUACAAUGAUGGGCAAGCAAAUUUAACUGGAACACCUGCUGCUUAUGUGGGCACAUCAGGUCUGGUCAAUAUAGGUGCUUUUCAAACAAAUAAUCAAUUCAAGGGACUUAUUGAUCAUAUGUUCGUGAGCAAUCGGGCUAAGAGUGCUUGCGAAAUCCUGGAUGAUGCAACUCUAGUUGCCUAUUUUUCAUUUGAUUCUGGUUCUCUACAAGACAGUGGCCCGAAUUAUUUCACUGGUACCAUCACAUCUGGUGUGACCACUGUCAGUGGUUAUGUCAAUCAAGCUUUGGCAUUCGGUGCAUCGAGUACCUACUUUUCUGUCGGUAAUCUGGUCGCAUUGGGGACAUCGAAUAAAGCUUUUUCAUUUUCACUUUGGGUCAAACCAACCGCAUACACCGGUGUUGGGACGAUUGUUCAUGUAGCAAAUGGAGCCGACGGCUAUACCAACGGUGUCUCUCCAUGGUGUGCACCAUUUAUCGGAUUGGAUUCUUCAAACAGACUUAUUGCUCAAUUAUGGAAUGGAUCUGCAAUCCCUAUAGUCGGUUCUACACUUUCGUUGAAUGUGUGGACACAUAUUGUUGAAACUUACAGUACGACCAAUGGGGUUAUUUUAUACGUGAAUGGAAUUCAAGUGGGAACCACGGGAGCUGCAAGUUAUUCUGCAAGUGAGGUUCCAGAUUAUGUUUUACUUGGUUAUUACGGAUCGUCGGGUUCUAAUUGCCAAACAGGUUCUAUCACUGCAGGGCAAUUCACUGGAGCCAUUGAUGAAUUUCGAAUCUACAGUCGAGAACUGAGUCUAACUGAUGCAUGUGUUCUUGCAAAUCAAUGA